ACCCGUAGACCGGAAGCGGUGGUCUCGUGACAGGAACUUGAAAAACAUAUGGAAGUGGGUUGUUUUUGUCUCACAGCCAGCUGUCAAAUGUAGUCUUAAUCUGCUGCGUAGUCGUCCAAACUCUACAGAUAGCCAUCGUCCGAGCUCAGUUUUUUCGGCUUGCUCGUCAUCAUGGUGGAGCACACGGCAUCUGACGUGUUCUGCAAUCGGAUGCUGAGCAUGGUCAACUCUGAGGAUGUUAACGCCAUCAUCCAGGCUCAGAGACACAUGCUCGACCGCUUUGAGAAAACCAAUGAAAUGCUGAUCAACUUUAAUGGGCUGUCUAACGUACGCCUGCAGCAGAUGAACGAGCGUUUCCUGCUCCACACUCGCACCCUUGUAGAGAUGAAGAAAGAUCUGGACAGCAUCUUUAGAAGGAUCAGGACACUAAAAGGAAAGAUAGCUAAGCAGUAUCCAGAAGCUUUCAGCAACAUCCAUGAGUCGCCCAUCUCUGAGGAAGAUGACGAUGAAUUUGACCCAGUUCCCCCAAGCAUUGCCACAACUACUACAACAGCCACCUCAGAGCAGAGCACAGAGUCAUGUGACACAAGUCCAGAUGUGAUCUCGCCCACUGUGAGCAGAUGCUCUGAAGAGCUCUCUCAGGAGCCACCUGACACGCCCACCUCUGACUUCCUAGAGACAGCUGUCCUGCAGGAUGAGGGUCCUGACUCAGUCCCCGCAGAAUAGCGAACAGUUAAUGGGUCACUUUAAACUUUUUUUUUUCUUUCAGGAAGACUUGUUGUAUAAUUGCAUGUGCACUUGCCACUGUAAUGUUUGCCGUCAUUUAUUUGUUUGAUGUUUUGAGGUGGCUUUGCACUGUCAAUGAGAAAGAUGCUUUUUUUGCCAUACAUAAUUGUGUCGUGCCUGCAUAGCACCACAAUAAUGCAGAAAAUACUUGAACUUGUAUAAUACACCACUGUAUAUCUGUAUGUGUAUAACUAUACAGUAGACCUGAGCAAAAGCCUGUCUGUACGAAGAAGUUCUCAUCAUGUCAACAUAAAUAACAGAUACAAAAUCUA
Messenger RNA from Oreochromis aureus, 1058 nucleotides. RefSeq names its product KxDL motif containing 1 (gene kxd1). Bases 172 to 726 code for a protein of 184 amino acids. Gene Ontology annotation, cellular component: BORC complex. The transcript has 5 exons. Gene Ontology annotation, biological process: lysosome localization. Lineage: Eukaryota; Metazoa; Chordata; Actinopteri; Cichliformes; Cichlidae. The record is from RefSeq and is a predicted model, not a curated record.